Messenger RNA from Aspergillus piperis CBS 112811, 760 nucleotides. RefSeq lists its product as uncharacterized. The record is from RefSeq and is a predicted model, not a curated record. Bases 229 to 726 code for a protein of 165 amino acids. NCBI's taxonomy places the organism in Eukaryota, Fungi, Ascomycota, Eurotiomycetes, Eurotiales, Aspergillaceae. The transcript has a single exon.
CCAACGUUCGGGAGAGAGCCUAGCCGUGGGGCCGCGAGAGAAUCAUUCAACACGGAUCCGCGACCAACACGGACACCUGCAGGGAUUCCGGGCAAUGAUGACGAUGCCGAUGGUCAGAUAGGACGGAGCGCAUAGCUGUCCUGUUCUUCGGGUCACCUAAUCAUUAGAAAUUCACACUGACCACCAAGAAAGUCAAUUCCGGGGUUCGCUAAGUAGUCUGCAGCUAUCAUGUAUCUUUUAUUUUUCUUUUUGGGAUUGCUGUAUUAUUCUGUUGGCUGUCGGAGCGCCGGCUAUGUCCAAGUCCGUUGUGCGUUGUCGUGGGAUCUUCCACUCAGGGAUGUGACACGAGCGCCAGGAGGGAGAGACAAGGGCCACCAUCGGCCCAAGGUGGGUGACGCAGCCGCAAUGGCACAUGGGGGGGGCAGAAGGGGAGAGAAGAGGGGGGGGGAAAGACGCUUUAGAAGCCUUCCAUUGCCCUUCCGAGCUCUUUCUAGAAGGUCGCCGGAAGCCCGAAGUGGGCUUGGCAGCCAUCAUGACUGGUUCACACGAAGGAUCCAUACGAUGUACGAGUCCGUUAGUGUGUGUAGCAGUGGGGUCAGUCUUCUGCAAGGGAGACCAACAAGGUCACAACCGAAUAGGAAAAAGCAAGCAGGGGAAAAAAAAGUCGACAAGGGAAAAAUACCAAGAGGGGUGGGAAAGGAAAGAAAGGAGGGAAGCCCUGACUGAAGCCCAGAGGCAGCACGGGUGGAUUCUUCGUCGC